This is a messenger RNA of Dimorphilus gyrociliatus, 1319 nucleotides long. NCBI's taxonomy places the organism in Eukaryota, Metazoa, Annelida, Polychaeta, Dinophilidae. The record is from the annotation of a GenBank genome assembly.
AUUCGGCGCCGGAGGUUAGCGGCUACCACUUUGUUCAAGCGGACGAACGACGUUCACACUCCAUACGUAACUCCUAUCGCCGUCAAACCAUAAUUGGCAGGAAUUCAACAAUCCUUAUUUACGACAUGCCAACCGUCUUGUUUACUUAAGUCGUCCUUAUCGAAAGAGACUUGCAUCGACUCGUCAUUGACAUGGAUCACGAUCGACUAGUUAACAAAUUAAUGGAAAUAUGCGACGAUUACGAGGAAGCGGAUGAACGCUUUCGCCCAUCAAGCCAACUCUACCAACCUUACAAUGGUCAAAUACAGUUAGCCAUCUACGUGAAUUCGGGCUUGAUAACUGUUCAUAUAAUUGAAGGGAAGAAUUUAAAUCCUACUAAUGCAAACGAACCGUGCCAUUCUUUCGUUCAGGUCAAUCUGGCGCCGGAUCGGGGUGGGAGGACGACCUGUAGAACGGAAACGAUUUACUGCAACCGCUGUCCCGUUUACGAUGAAAAAUUCUCAUUUGAACUCCUGGAAGGCGACGAGCGCAAAAGGGUUAUUAUAGCUGUAUGGCAAACUCAUUACGUUGAUGCAAGGUAUGAUGAAUUUCUUGGAUGUACGUCAUUUGGUGUCAAAAGUAUUAUUGAUGGGAAGAAAACUGUGGACGGCUGGUACUAUUUGUUAACACAAGAUGUGGGCAUAAGGAAACACUUGAGAGCGUCAAAGAAAAAAAAUCAAUUACGCAGAGAACUUAGCUCCGUCGAUUUAUCUUCUAGUCUCUUGCAAUCCGAACAAUCAACUUGGCUUGAAUCAAAAACGGUAACGCCAUCUAGCGGAUUUUUAGAACACAUAGUAUUUUCACUAAAAUCCUUUAUUAACUUUGUCCAAUUACAGCUACUGUUAAAAAGAGAUAAUAGUGGUUAUGGUUUUACAAUAACUGGUAAAUCUCCAGCAAGAGUUUGUAAAGUUGAUAAAGGUUCUCAAGCAAUUUUGGCUGGCCUACAAUGCAACGAUGUGAUAAUUCGCUUAGAUAAUAUAAACGUUUCAAAAUUAUCUGCAGACGCAGUAGUUCGACUAAUUAGAAAUUGUCCUCAUUACAUGGUUUUGGAAAUACAAAGGUUACGUCAACCAGAAUUAUCAUUUCAAAAGGAAAAUAUCUUUCCGCUUCAUUUGUAAAUAUUUUUAAAACGAACGAAUAAAGGAGAAGAAUAGAAAUAUAUGGACAUUCUUUAUUUAUUCUUUAUUCAAAUAUAUUUAAUCCUUUGUUUUUAUUGGUGCUAUGAAAACAUUUUUAAUUAAUAAACAACUAAUUUAUAAUACUAUACUGGUAUACUUUCU